Rhodofomes roseus is the source of this 2066-nucleotide messenger RNA. RefSeq names its product nucleoporin complex subunit 54-domain-containing protein. Bases 127 to 1992 code for a protein of 621 amino acids. Lineage: Eukaryota; Fungi; Basidiomycota; Agaricomycetes; Polyporales; Fomitopsidaceae. The transcript is spliced from 6 exons. Gene Ontology annotation, cellular component: nuclear pore; nuclear pore central transport channel. Gene Ontology annotation, molecular function: structural constituent of nuclear pore. The record is from RefSeq and is a predicted model, not a curated record. Gene Ontology annotation, biological process: NLS-bearing protein import into nucleus; protein localization to nuclear inner membrane; nuclear pore organization.
AUCGUGGUGUUCCACGAACGGGCUGUAGCGGCGAGCGCUUAUACGCAGUUACUUGCCCUCGUCGGGCGUUGAGCCACUCUUGUUCUUUGACGCGUUGCUCGGAGCGACGGAAAGAGCACAAGAAAUAUGUUCUCUUCCUUUGGGAACACACAGAAUCCGGGCCAGCAGCCUCAGCAGCAGGGCGGGGCACCCGCCCCAUCUGGAGGUCUGUUUGGUUCGACCAAUAACGCGUCACAACCUGCAACAGGUGGUACGUCUCUGUUUGGAAACAAUCAGCAGCAGAACCCGCCCGCCGGAGGGAACCAGCAGACUGGAGGCACGACGGGCGGAGGCUUGUUUGGCGGGACGAACACGCAAUCUGGAGGUGGUGGAGGAUUGUUUGGAAACCCGAAUCCGUCAAACACGCAGCAGAGUGGGGGAGGAUUGUUCGGAGGCUCGAACACUCAGAACACGCAGCCUGGAGGUGGAUUGUUUGGGAGUACCAACACGGCGAAUACACAGCAAUCAGGUGGAGGUUUGUUUGGCAACACGUCUGCACAGCCGACCACUGGAGGAUUCUUUGGUAACCAACCUGCUGCAGGAACAUCCACGGGAAACCCGCUGUUCGGCAAUGCCGGCUCUUCGAACACGACUGGAGGUGGUCUCUUCGGCAACACGACCGGAGGAACGAACACCACCCAGCCUUCGGGCGGGCUGUUUGGCAGCACAAACACGUCGAGCAACACCGGCGGGACGGGAGGCGGGCUGUUUGGGAACGCAGGAGGAACAAAUACGAACACGACGGGCGGUGGCUUGUUCGGUAAUACCUCAACAAACACGUCUGCUCCGAGUGGCGGCCUCUUUGGCUCGACAAAUACGAACACGAACACGACUAAUGCCAGUGGAGGACUGUUCGGAAACGCUAACCCAGCGCCAGCAACCUCAGGCGGUCUGUUCGGAAGCACGACCACUACCCCGAAUCCGGUCCCCGGUCUCUUCGGAAACCAGUCUCAAGCAGGUCCCAGCACCAACCAGCUCUUCGGCGGCUCGACUCUCGGCCAGGCCCCUCAACAGCAACGAACGGGCUCGCUCUUCGGCGGAAGCACGCUAGGCGGCUCUCUCGGCGCCACACAAGGCAAUCUGUACUCAUCGCGCGCAUUGGUGCCCGCCGGGCAGACUCAGGCAGACGCCCAAUCGCAGUUUGUGUCGCUGCAGCAGCGGAUCGAGAGCAUAUACCACGCGUGGAACCCUGCGUCGCCGCAGUGUCGGUUCCAGCAUUACUUCUACAACCUCGUGGACCCAUCGCAAGUACACUUGUAUGGGCGCCCUGCGAACGCGACAAACGAUGCGUUAUGGCAAAAAGCCGUCAGGGAAAACCCGGAUCCGAGCUGCCUUGUCCCCGUGAUUGCGAACGGCCUCGAUGACCUGCAAAAACGUGUAGAGGCGCAGACACAACAAGCCGCAAUGCACCAAGAAAAGCUGAAGGAGCUCCGAACGCGUAUUCAAGCUCUCGCCCAGCGACACGAAUUGUCGAACGCAUCGCGCCUGCACCGCGCCGCGGCGCUUCAGACGCAGCUCACGCAUCGCGUGCUGAAGGUCGUGCAGCAUCUGCAUCUAUUGAUACCCGCCGUGCGCUCGUCCGCGAUCCGGCCAGAAGAAGAGGCCCUCCGCACGGCCCUGGAAGAUAUCGAUCAGGAGAUCCGCCGACCUGGUGGGACGGGCAGGAUACGUGGCAAGCUGAACGAGCUCUGGGCGCUUGUUGGCGCCGUCACGGCGGCGCGGGAGCGAGAUCGCAAGACGGGCGGCGUCGAGUGGGCCGUUGUGGACGAGGAGGGGCUCCAGCAGAUCGCACAGAUUCUGGAGCAAGAGCAGGCGGGGCUGGCGCACUUGACGAAGAUAUUGCAGAAAGAUCUGAGGGAUCUGGCUGUGAUCCAAGGGACUGCUGUGAAGGAGGAGGAGCCGGACCUUUUAAUGAGCUCUACGUCGACGCUGCGGGGGAGCACUGUAUACUAGUUGCAAGCUUUCUGUAUGAUUCUGCGCAUAAUGGGCUGUUGUAGUAUGGCGAGAUACGCGUUCGUUCUCUUGCA